AGAAAAAAGCCUUACCUGCAAGUCCAUGAAACAAACCUAACAGUCUUUACUAUCAUUUUAUUCUAUUCUAUUUGUUGCUGUCGUUGCUAUUAUUAUUAUUAUCAUUUUUAUUUUCCCUUGUAAUAACAGAACGUUGCUUCCAAGUAAUCAUAAACAUCCCCAAAACCCCAAUUCCUUAAAAAAUCUCAGCUGCUUUCGAUAAUCUUGAAUUGUGAAUUGUUUUGGUUGGUGAUCUCAUCUAUCUAUUGCAACAAAAAUCAUGACUUCCAAUGGCGCUUCUACGCAGAGACCGGUGGACGCCGACAACAGUUUGGAAAGGAUCAAGCGGCAGUUAGCGUCUGGUUCUGGUCGGAAUUUGUUGCAGGGUCCACUUCUCAAGCGAUCUGAAACUUUAAGAAAAUGGAAUGAAAGAUGGGUGAUAUUGGACCCAACAACUGGAAAAAUGGAAUACAAGACUAGGAGAAAUGAACCAGCUAUUAAGGGUACUAUCAUCUUUGAUGCAAAUAGCACGAUAACAGUUUCUCCUGUCAACUUCCAUGGACUUCCAAAGUAUGAUGGCUGCUGUUUCUACAUUGGCACUCCACAAAAAAAGGACUACUUUCUUUGCGCGGAGACUCCUGGUGCAGCAAGAGCAUGGGUAGCAACAUUACAUGCAACUCAGUUGGUUCUGAAGGCCCAUAAGGAGGCAGUGAAUUCCUUAAGUGGGACAGGUUCUGCAAAAUUAGGGACAGUUGCGACUGUAGUUGCUGCAGCCAAUUCAACAGCCCUUGAAUGCUCUAAAGAAAUUGAAGCUGCUAUGCAGAUUUCAUUGAGAAAUGCUUUGGGAAUGGUGAAUAAUAGGAUAACUGAUGGUCCCAUGGAUGAUCUAGCAAUCAUGAAGGAGACACUAAAAGUCAAGGAUGAGGAGCUGCAGAAUUUGGCCCGAGACCUUCGUGCUCGUGAUUCAACAAUAAGGGAGAUAGCAGACAAGCUAUCUGAGACAGCUGAAGCUGCUGAGGCUGCAGCAUCUGCAGCCCAUACAAUGGAUGAGCAACGGAGAAUUGCUUGUGCUGAGAUUGAGCGCUUGUCAAAAGCUUCACAGAAGCAGCUGGAUUCAUCCUUGUUAAAGUUGAAAGAGUUUGAAGAGAAGGUUAACAAUCUAAGCAAAGAAAGAGAUGAAAUGAUCAAGCAGAGAGAAUCUGCUCUUCAGGAGGCACAUCUAUGGCGUUCUGAGCUUGCAAAAGCUAGAGAGCGUGUUGUGAUAUUGGAAGGAGCCGUAGUGCGAGCAGAGGAGAAAGUUAGGGUUGCAGAAGCAGAUGCUGGAGCUAGAAUAAAAGAAGCUUCACAGAAAGAGGCAGCUGCUGUGAAUGAGAAGCAAGAGCUUCUAGCAUAUGUAAACAUGUUACAGGCACAACUUCAAAGACAACACAUUGAUACUCAGCAAGUGUUUGAAAAGACCGAGUCUUCAAAUGCUGUUGGAAACACUCUUCCCCUGACUAAGCAUGUGGACUUAUCGGAAGCGAAUGUAGAUAAAGCUUGUCUCAGUGUUUCUAGAGUUUUGCCAGUCUCUGAGGAGAGUGUAGUGGACAUGGGAGUCGAUCAAGCUAAUCUCCAGCCAAUUGGAGAUACUGAAUGGAGCGACAUUCAGCCAACAGAGUCGAGAAUAGCCGAUGUAAAAGAGAUUGCCCCUGAGACAGAAGGAAGCAGCUUGGAUAUUUCUGUCGUUAGCCCACCUGUAAAUAAUCAUCAUGAUCAAGGAGGUAACAAUUUUCAUCAGCCCUGAUGCUUAGUCAAAGGUAUACAUAAUACAGAAGAUAACGAUUUGCACAUAACUUGGAUGGUAAGCUAUUCGAAAUUACUUAACAAACAAAAUGUUCGCCGGGUGUAUUUUUCUUUAUUGGCUGGCUGGUUGGAUGUUAUUGUUCUGAUGCCACUGUGCCUUUUGGUAGAGGACCAAUAGAGUUUUCCUGAAUGUACUUUAAUAGCUUACAAUAAUCUAUAGAUCACAUUUAUGUAGAGAGCAUAA
This is a messenger RNA of Ricinus communis (castor bean), 2005 nucleotides long. Its product is annotated as switch-associated protein 70. The coding region runs from base 260 to 1762 and encodes 500 amino acids. The transcript is spliced from 10 exons. Gene Ontology annotation, biological process: endosome organization; receptor recycling; retrograde transport, endosome to Golgi. Gene Ontology annotation, cellular component: trans-Golgi network; early endosome; recycling endosome. NCBI's taxonomy places the organism in Eukaryota, Viridiplantae, Streptophyta, Magnoliopsida, Malpighiales, Euphorbiaceae. The record is from RefSeq and is a predicted model, not a curated record.